Oreochromis niloticus (Nile tilapia) is the source of this 1549-nucleotide messenger RNA. Its product is annotated as G-protein coupled receptor 87. Gene Ontology annotation, molecular function: G protein-coupled purinergic nucleotide receptor activity. The transcript has 4 exons. Gene Ontology annotation, cellular component: membrane. Gene Ontology annotation, biological process: G protein-coupled receptor signaling pathway. Lineage: Eukaryota; Metazoa; Chordata; Actinopteri; Cichliformes; Cichlidae. Bases 415 to 1455 code for a protein of 346 amino acids. The record is from RefSeq and is a predicted model, not a curated record.
CUCAAAGUAUUAAUAGACUGAAAUGCUGUUUACCACAGUGUUGGGUUUGCAACACAUGUGCAGGCAUUUAAAAAAUAUUAAUAAAUCGAUAUACUGGUAAGAAAAGGUUUUACCCAGAUAUAUUCAAUUUAUUAUUUUAUUUUAAUUUGCUUCACACACACUAUUAAUCAGCUUUUCUUGCACUUAAAACUGCAGAAGGAUAAAUUAAAAAAUAUAAUAUAGAUAGAUCUAGAUUUUCAGAAUUAGCAUGUUGUUGGCCUGAAGAAAAACAGGAAGACAACAAAGAUUGCAGGUAGCAGUGUGGUUACUUUGUGUUUACUGACCUGCUUUAAACUACAGUGACACAGUUAGAUAGACAGUACAUAACAACCGAAGCUUCUGCUGUUCACUAAAAACAGCAUCAAACACAGAAACAUGGCUGACCCAACAAACAUAACUUCAUCUUACAAUCAGACCUGUGAUCUGGCUGUCCCAUCAGUCAGCCCUGUCUUUAUGGUUGCCUACAGUCUGCUGUUUCUGGUGGGUUUAUUUCUCAAUGGCAUCAUCGUGCGGUUUUACUGUUGUCAAGCUCGGCAGCAGGCAUCAAGCAGCUUGAUGGUCUACCUGAAGAACCUGACAGCUGCUGACUUCCUGCUCUGCCUCUGUCUGCCACUCCGCAUCACCAAGUACGCCAGCAGCUCUCUCAUCAUUCGGAGGCUCUACUGUAGCUUUGGAACUUCUGCCUUCUUCCUCAACAUGCAAGCCAGUAUCCUGUUCAUGGGAUACAUCGCUGCUAACAGGUAUCUGAAGGUGGUCCAUUCUUCAGGGCCUCACUUCCUCCAGACAGUACGAGCUGCAUACAUCAUCUCCAUGAUCACCUGGUUUAGUGUCCUGGCUCCAAUAAUCACCUAUACCAUACUAUUUUUCAUUACUCAACAACCUCUGACCUCUGACCCUGGUUGCUGUGAAGCCCUCAUUAGUGCAUCAAUUAAACUGAUCUACAAAAUCUUCCAGGCCUGCUCUUUCAUACUCUUCCUGUUGGUCCUCAUAUCCCUGGUCUUCUUCUACUACAGCACCUCCCGCAGGGUGUUGCAGGAACAGAAGAAGCAGCUGGCCUCCCGCCACUCUGAGAAGCUUGUGAAGUCUCGCAGGAACAUAUUGGUGCUGGUCAGCAUUUUCUGUGUUUGCUUCAUCCCGUAUUACUUGGUUCGGCUUCCCUUGGCAUUUAAGUUGGGCGGCAGAUCUGUGCAUCAGGUGUUCUACUAUUUAAAGGAUGCAACCACAAUACUGUCAGUUUUUAAUGUCUGCCUGGACCCUCUUGUUUACUUUUUCCUUUGUAAGAGUGUCCGAGCUCAGGUGAAUCUGAAGAUUCCAUCCAAGAAGACCAAGAGCCGACAACCAAACAAGGGGAGUGAGUGGAGUGAGGAGCAGCAGACAGUUGUUACAACAGCAGCAAGUCAAACCAGUGAGCUGUAAGAAAGAUUUAAACAGUUUAAAAUGCACAGAUUUGCUUGAAACCAGGCCAUGGAUCCCGAUUAAGUCUGUGAAGGUUCUCAGUCAUCCAGGUCAU